CGCUGUCUCCUUGUCCCUCUUCUUGAUUAAAAAGCCCUCACUUGAAAACAAGGGGACGACACCGUCUCCCUCAACAGUUACAGGCGAUGCGUGGGGGACGUUCCGCCCGCAAACGAAAGCUGCCGUUGCUAAUCGGAGCCCCCUAACAAUGGCAGGAUCCCAGUCCUUUGUAACGGCAGCUCCCGAGGGGCGAAGCACACACCCAGAUGGGGGGGGGACCGCAACCCCGCCCGCUCGCAGGACCCUCGAAACCCAAACGCCAGUGGGGCUCGUUAGCGCUGACAUCUGCAGGCGCCGCCCUCACUGCGCAAGUGCGGAGCCCGCUGUUGAAAAGAGGGACCCUGGCUCCCCCGCUGACUAACCCACUGACUCACGGAGGAGGAGGAGGAGGCGGCGAGGCAGCGGUCAAGCCAGGCGCUUGCACAGGGGAGUGAGCUCUCACUGACCGGCCCGCAGGACACUGAUGAGCGUGAAGUCUGUGUCGGGAGACGUUGGAGACUCGGGCUCUCUUCUGCGGUUCAGGGGAUCUGUGCGUUUCGAGACUUUCUGGUUAACCCGCAAGCGGGUGUUGUUUUUUUUUUUCCUGCGUCCCCAAGGUGUCCCGCUGCUGGCUCUGGGAAUGCUCUUAGCGGGUUUUGGAGCUGGUAGAGCGCUGCCCAGUCGCGCAGCGGAGGAAAGACCGGCUUCUCGGGCUGAUGGAGACGGACGGAACUCGUUUCAACAAGGAAAACUGAAUCGGAUUACACGUGACCGGUCCGUUCGGGUGCGCUUCCCGGGAUCCCGGGCGAAACUUUGAAUGAGAAGAAGUUUGUUUCCCAGUGCUCGUCCGCAGAGCACGCAGGCGGUGUUGCGCUCCGGCGGGGGACCAGCUGUUUUUCCGCGGCCGGACUUCACUCACACGCCAGUCGCGAAACAACUGCAUGUGAACCAGCCGCUUUCUGCCAGUCGAGGAAUCGGCAAGGACGGACUCGUUGGCUCAUGCUAAAUAACGCCUUUUUGCCGUUUUCUUCAAGUGCAACAGGCUCAGAUCUGUGAACAGCAGCGGGAUCGCAAUCUAUAGCUUUUAGCGUGUCGCCCCCUGAACCAAGCUCCUUAUCCGCGGGGGAGUUUCGCCGAAUGACAGGACCUCCGCCGUCUUUGUGAAUGUUAUUAUGCGUGUGUCCCUCCGUCUAGACUGAGAGGACAGGCGGUGUCAAACGCGCGCACUUGUGGUGCGCCCGGCGUGCGGUCAGCCAUGCGCGGCGACGGCUCGGCGCUGUGCUCGGCCCUCGCCCUGACCCUGCUGCUGGCCGUGGCCGACGUGCGGGCGAGCGGCGAGUACUGCCACGGCGGGCUGGACGGCCAGGGGGCCUGGCGGGAAGGCUUCCAGUGCCCCGAGCGCUUCGACAGCGUGGACGCCACGAUCUGCUGCGGCAAGUGCGCGCUGAGGUACUGCUGCUCCAGCACGGAGGCGCGCCUGGACCAGGGGUCGUGCGAGAACGACCGGCGGGCCCCCGACACGGGCGCGGACAGCAAGGACAGCCGGGACAACGCCGCAGUGCCCAUCUACGUGCCCUUCCUGAUCGUGGGCUCGGUGUUCGUGGCCUUCGUCAUCCUGGGCUCCCUGGUGGCGGUGUGCUGUUGCCGCUGCCUGCGCCCCAAGCAGGAGCCACAGCAGAGCCGGGGGCCCGGCGGGGGGGCCCGGCUGAUGGAGACCAUCCCCAUGAUCGCGGGCGCGGGGGCCCCGCGGGGCUCCUCCUCCCGCCAGUCCAGCACGGCCACCAGCUCCAGCUCCAGCGCCAACUCGGCCGCCCGGCCGCCCAUGGUCCGCGCCCAGGCCAACUGCUGCCUGCCGCCGGACGCCGGCCUCAGCAACGUCUACGUCAACAUGCCCACCAACUUCUCCGUGCUGAACUGCCAGCAGGCCACGCAGAUCAUGCCGCACCAGGGGCAGUUCCUGCACCCCCAGUACCUGGGCUACGCGGUGCACCACGAGCCCCUCGCCAUGACCCCCGCCCCGGCCUUCAUGGACAGCGCCCAGGGCGGCUACAGGCCCCUGCAGUCCCCCUUCCCCCCCGGCGGCGCCAGCUCUGAGCAGAAGCACCCGGCCGUGACGGUGUGAGGGGGGCGCGGGGCUGCGGAGCUCACAGCCGGCCCGCGGGAGGGACGCAGAGCGGUGCUCGGGGCCUGCGGGGCAGGAAGAGGCCCCGCUUCUGGAUCUGCCGGUCCCGGACGGGGAACGCCCAGAGGGAGCAGGGUCCAAGCCCACAGGACCUCAGGGAGGACUGGGAGGGGCGCGUGGGCUUCUCUCGUCUCUUCACGCCACGUUGCAAUCCGACUUCUUCUUCUUCUGCUUCUGCUUCGGCGCUGGCGAUGUCGCCCUGUGCCCGUGCAGUGCGCCGUGGCGCGUGUGCUGCCGCCGUUCAUCCGGAGAGGCGGAGAAAGGGCUGCGCCCGCGGAGACGGCAUGCCUGAGGCCAAAUCACAGGGGCGUAAGCAGGGGACUGAGCGCCGCCGUUGAUCCGUCACAGUGCACAACUGGAAGAGUGUCGCACGACACUGUCAUCUGCUCGAAAUCACUUCAGAUUAGGGAUCCCUAAAUCCCAGAUUCCCUGACAGCUAGAAUUCCUUUAAGUUCAGACAUUGCAUGGUUUGCCCAGCUGUAACCUGGAAACUAGCUGCUACCCCUGUUUCGUACCAGUAUUGCAAUGUUAAUUCAUAGUCUUAAGAGCAUACUGAUAUAAUCAACCUGGUUAAUGGACCGCUGAGAAAACCAGAUGCCACCACUGUGUCCACAUGUCCGCCUGUUCCUGCGUGAACAUGGAUAUGAGAAAGAGCCACAGUAAAAGCACAUCUUGGCUCAAAACACAAAUUAAUUAUAAAGUGAAAGCAGUCAGUGCCACAGUGCUCAACUCCCAAAUCUUCUGCUUUUAAUUGUUAGAAAAAAACUACAGCUAUGUUGUCCGUGUCGAUCUAGUCGUCUGCUUUUUGUUCACGAAUAAAAGCAGGUCUGUAGCGACCUCAGAUAAGAGGCGCAUCGCAGGGUUCUUUAGGUAUUUCCAUGUUUACCCAGAAAAGAAAUGUCGAGAACAAGUUCGCAACAGGCACAAACCAUUUGUACAGUAGCUGCAAGCCUUUGCACCUUUUGGAGUUUUCUUUGUAUCCAGGUGCCCCUGAUGCCUGAGCGCACAGACGCAGUCACAGACGCAGUCUGCUUUCCGAAUCAGAAGCCACGAGGAGGAGUGUUUAUUGACACGAGUGCAUUCUGAAUCUCAUCUCCCGGUGUGGCAGAGAUCCGUGUGACCGUCUGGCUCCGGCACUGUGAACCGUGUUGCUGUCACCAGGGAUUACUGUGAGUUAGACUGACAGCUGGCAGGUGCACUGGCCGACACACCAUUCCACUUCAUUAACUCUGCUGAGCCACAGGAGAGGGGCGGACAGGGGCAGCGGCGUCCUCGGGACCCACAGACAGAACCGCUCACCCUUGCUGAUGUCUCUGCGUCUCGCAGGACUCCCUUUUCCUACACAUGUACCCAGGGUCUUUUGUCCAGCACAUGUGGAGCGGAGGCUGGGUUUUUCUUUACUGAAAAGCUGACAGAAGAAGCAGAGGUUUAGCACAUUAGUAGCCGCUCUGUGCUGGUCUGAACGGUUUGGACAUAGACUAACAGAAUUGUACUGAAUCUGAAAUGGUCUGAGGUUGCAAAGGCCUCAGUGCAGUAAUUCUUCAGAUGCAAUGGUCACGACACCGAUACAGCAAUAAUGCCUGACGGGUCUGGCUGUUCCUGCUGUAGUGUUGAUCUCCUGGUCUGAAUGUGUCAGAUGCUCUGACUGGGACUGUAUGAAGCCACAGCAUCAAUCUGCCUCACUGAUCCAACUGCUGCCAUUAAACCGAACUGUGCCACUCUCUCUCUCAUUUCUCAAUGUGAGAUAUUCAGGGCAAACAAUUUGUAUGUUUACUUGCACAAAAAUAUAUAUAUAUAUUUAAGCUUUAUUGUGUAGAAAUGUUCUUUUCAUCUGUAUUUUUUUAAAAAAAAGGUCUACAAAAUCUGUUUUUUUGUUUGAUAACUGUAACGUACGUCAUUGUCAAAUGAUGCUCACAUUGGCAACAGUUGCUCCCCAGGUGACAGAGGUUUCUAUGAGAUAAAACUUCUUUUUUUCAUAAUAAAUAUACUAUGGUGUGGAA
Molecule: messenger RNA, 4161 nt
Organism: Lepisosteus oculatus (spotted gar)
Lineage: Eukaryota; Metazoa; Chordata; Actinopteri; Semionotiformes; Lepisosteidae
Product: protein shisa-2
Source: RefSeq, a predicted model, not a curated record